This is a messenger RNA of Rotaria socialis, 1101 nucleotides long. The record is from the annotation of a GenBank genome assembly. NCBI's taxonomy places the organism in Eukaryota, Metazoa, Rotifera, Eurotatoria, Philodinida, Philodinidae.
AUGGCGUCAACUGGUGCCUCUUACACAUUGGUGUGCGACAGUCGUAUGGAUACUUACGGAUAUUUAUAUACUUUGCCAUUCAUUUCAAGCAGUCCACAAUCGAAUCUAGUAGUAGCCGAAGAUGACGGUGGCUCUCAAAACAAUUUUCAGAUAACAGCGACUUUUACGGUGACUCAAUCCAUGAUCCUCGUUGUUACAACAUACCAUCCGGACGACGUAGGAGAAUUCAAUAUUUCAAUUCACGGUCCCGCACAAUUAAGCUUAACACCGUAUAUUUCCACGUCAAAUAUCGGAACGAACACCAAUGAAGCAACCAGUGUAGACACUAUUGCAACAACUACUACAACUUCUACAACUACUACAACUGCUACUACUGCAACUUCUACAACUACUACAACACUCAUAAUUACAACAGCAACUACAGUAACCACCAAACUACCUACUACAGUAACCACCAAACUACCUACUACAGUAACCACCAAACGACCUACUACAAAAAGCACUAGAAGAACUAGUACAAAAGCUACUAGAAGAACUACGAAUAACCCCACUAGACCAACUAUUACAACGCCAACUACAGUCACAGCGACUACGUAUGGUAUCCAGUCAAGCUAUUCAGGCGCCUUGACCAAGAAAGACUCUUCGUUUAUGCGCCCAAAACAAGGAGAAUACGGUUUCUACUUCUUGGCAAUUAAAUUAAAGACUUCAAGUAGCGGCAUUUAUACGCUUGUAUGCGAAAGUGGUAUCGAUACUUAUGGAUGUCUCUAUAAUGAAUCAUUUCUUCCAAGCAGUCCAAAUUCGAAAUUAAUAGCGACAGAUGAUGACAGUGGUUCAAAAAAGAAUUUUAAGCUGAUAGCAAAUUUGACAACAACUGAGUCUAUGAUUCUCGUUGUUACCACAUACAACGCUGAACAAACUGGAGCAUUUAAAGUUAUAGUCUACGGUCCAGAAAAAGCAAUUUUAACUCCGUACGUCACAAUACCACUUACUACAACAAGCACCUCUACAACAACAAGCACUUCUACUACAGCAACCACCUCUACUACAACAACCACCUCUACAACAACGCGCACCACUAGAUCCAGAAUUGGAGGUAGGUGA